Truncatella angustata is the source of this 1363-nucleotide messenger RNA. RefSeq lists its product as uncharacterized. The transcript has 4 exons. Gene Ontology annotation, molecular function: ubiquitin protein ligase activity. NCBI's taxonomy places the organism in Eukaryota, Fungi, Ascomycota, Sordariomycetes, Amphisphaeriales, Sporocadaceae. Gene Ontology annotation, biological process: protein ubiquitination. The record is from RefSeq and is a predicted model, not a curated record. The coding region runs from base 498 to 1286 and encodes 262 amino acids.
GGUAGCUCACUAACUUCCACGCUAUAGAACUUGAAUGUACGAAGUGAGCAUGUUGCUAGUGUGUAUAAGCUGAUCUUUGAAGUGACCGUUUCUUAGACGUUCGAUAACAAUCCACGAAGUCCAGCCUCUUCGAAAUCUAUCCACAUAAGACGGAAAACCAAUUACUGUAUGCUAGAGAUGGGCCUCGCAGUUGAACCUUAAUGAUCACAUGGACUGAUGAAUCCACAGUCAUGCUGCGUUAAAGCCACUAUGCAUUUAUACCUCAUGAUUGCAGUAGGGUAUGCCAGGUGAAUGGACCAACGCGGGGAAGUUUUGGACACCUUCCAGGCUUUAGUUGUUGAGAUAGAUUGUCUUUUUUCUCUACUACGACGCUAGUCCACCAUGUUUCCUACUAACCGAUCAACAUGAAUUCCACAUAUCUCCAAUAACUCUUACCCAAACCUCCCCAUUUCACGAGACACUGAUCAACACCGCAAAAUUCAAGCUGUGCGGAUUCCAUGUUAACAAUCAUUCGAACCUGUGUUUCCAUUCCUCAGUGUAAAGCCCGGAGCACUCAGCCACGUUUCAUAGUACCUUCGCCAAAGAUGGUAGUUGUCCUCUAUCGUCAAUACCAGGGCGAUUUAACGGAUCUCGAAACAAAUAAAUUUCCCGAAAAUGAUGGCAUUACUUCAAGCGAGGGCUUCAAAGUUCCACUGAGCAUUUCUUUGAGCAUUAUAGGGGCGCUCCUGCUUAUAUGUGGUCUGAUACACUACGUCACUGUCCGCGGAAGAGUUAGCGAAAAUAAUGGUCCGCGAGGUGAGACGCGAAUCCUAACGGCGCUUCGCCGAGAGGUAGCGCACUCGACGUUUGGGAAUUGGCAGAGUGGAAACAUAGCCAAUAAAGUAACCAUUGACUUUACUUCUCCUUUGUGUGCAAUUUGCCUCGAGGUCAUUAAGACUAAUGAUACCAUAUAUCACUUGCGUUGCGACCACUUAUACCAUCAACAAUGUAUGGAAGAAUGGGUAACGACUAUGCACCCCUCUUGCCCUUUAUGCCGUCAAUCGAUUUAUGCUACAAAAGCACAGAGGCAUCGCACGGACUGCGUGCAUCACUCGCGCCGCAGAGGUUGGCGGUGCUUUGAUAAGGGUAGAGGAAUUUAUCAUACCGAUGUAGACGGAAUUGUCAGGGCAAACUCGGCUGGAAAAAAGAUUUUUAAAAAAAAAAAAGAAAAAAAAGACAUUGAUAUUUCUAUCCCAUGCACUUCAUAUGGGUUACAAGACAAGAGACGAAGGAGCAAGAGAGUAUAGUAUAUAACAUUAAGAUCUCCGCGUUAUUAUUAUCAAAAAUAUAAUUCCAUUAGUUUCCGAUUCCAUUUUAUAGCAUC